UGAAAGCCAGAGGAGAGACCCUCGGGGUCGAAGGUUCUGCCCUGCCUGCCACGACCUUAGCCUGUCAAGGUAUCGAAAUUAGACCCAUUUCCCGCGGAAUAUCAUACCAGAUUACGCAGAAAGGUCUCCGCGACACAUUUCGGACCACGGAAGAAGAUGGGUCAGUGCUGAUGCGCCAUUCUUCUGGAGGAUGUUUCUGUGUGAGUUGGAACCUGGACCUUUCUGACCUGCUCAUGUCCCCUUCAGCCAGGCCAUGGCUCACAGGAUCUCGUCUCAGAGCAAGGCCAGCAUCUCCGUGGAUGAGUACAGUACUAACCCCACACAAGCCUUCACCCACUACAACAUCAACCAGAGCCGCUUCCAGCCACCUCAUGUGCAUAUGGUGGAACCUAUCCCCUAUGAUGCCCCCAAGCCUGCAGGUCACACUCGUUUUGUUUGCGUCUCGGACACACACUCAAGGACAGAUGGCAUCCAGAUGCCGUACGGUGAUGUCCUGCUCCACACGGGCGACUUCACAGAGCUGGGCCUGCCAUCCGAGGUGAAGAAGUUUAAUGACUGGCUAGGUACUCUACCCCACGAGACCAAGGUUGUCAUCGCUGGGAACCAUGAACUGACCUUUGAUAAGGACUUCAUGUCAGAGCUGGUCAAGCAGGAUUACUACCGCUUUCCCUCCAUCUCCAAGUUGAGACUUGAGGACUUUGACAAUGUGCAGUCUCUGCUCACAAACUGUAUUUAUCUCCAAGACUCAGAAACCACAGUCAAGGGAUUCCGGAUCUACGGUGCACCCUGGACCCCCUGGUUUAACAACUGGGGCUUUAACCUGUCACGCGGCCAGGCUCUGCUGGACAAGUGGAACCAGAUCCCUGAGGGCAUCGACGUCCUCAUGACUCACGGGCCCCCCCUUGGUUUCCGGGACUGGGUUCCCAGGGAUCUGCAGCGGGUAGGCUGUGUAGAACUCCUGAACACGGUACAGAAGAGAGUUCGUCCCAAGCUACAUGCGUUUGGCCACAUCCACGAGGGAUAUGGCAUCAUGACAGAUGGCUCCACAACAUUCAUCAACUCCUCCACCUGCACAGCCAGCUACCAGCCGACCAACCCCCCAAUUGUCUUCGACUUAGCCAACCCUCAGAGCUCCUGAGAGGGCACCAGCUUAGUACCUGACUUUACCAUAUUGUUGGUCUACUCCUCACACAAGGAAAAUAUAGGAGGGCAUAAGGACUGACUGCAUCUUGGAACAGAUCUGAGACCUGUUGCCAGUCACCCACUGGAGCUCCUCUCGAGAAUGAACUCCUGGACCCAGCCAUAUUGAUACCGUGUUGUACAAACCUCCGUUUAGAACUUUUGGAACUACCAGUGGCAUUUGCUUGUGUACCAGAACACAUAAGCUUCUGAUUUGACAGACUCAUCUGAAAAGUGCAUUUAAGGGUACUGCAAUUUGUCAGCAAUACUGUAUUUGACCUACGUUUCUAAUUUAAAAGUGGCUUUGUUGAUGUAUAUUUGCUUAUUUAUUGAAGGCCUUUGUAUUAUUAUUGAGGUGAGAUUUUAGAAGCCUGGAAUCCCCUUGUGCAAACUCCACCAUGCUGGUUCCUGCUCGCCAAUACCAUGAAACUCACCAAUCACAAUACGAUUUAGCAGGUAUAUGUGCUCAAGAACAGCUUCAAUCGGGUUACCCCCUCUGUAAAAUGAAAUUUCAAAUGGAUGGUGACUUGACAAUUUAGAAUUGUAUUGAUUGUAAAAUUAAGGAUGAGUGUCUGUAUGUAUGUGUUUGUACAUUACAUAUGCAUAUACAUUGUAUGACUCAACAAUUUUAUUUGAUCGUUUUUUGUUAUUAUUAUUUAAUGGAAUCCAGGACAUUUGAUACAAUGUGAAGAUUAAACAAAAGCUUGUAAACUUUCUGUAACCAAACCACCACUGUUGGUGAACUUCGCUGUCCUUGGUGGUGUAAAAUGGUAUCAUAAUUAUCUAACAAUAUGUGCGCUUGUAUUGUUUUCUUUGCACUGUGUUGAAAUGCAAUCUUGCUCGCACAAAAAAAAAAUGUAUACAGUCUAUAUUGCCAGUCAGUCACUUCAGUUGCUGUAAAUGCUUUGUACCCUAUGUUUAUGAGACUUUUUUUUAUUCAUCAUGGUAUCUAGCUGACUUUAUAUGCAAAUAAAAUUGCAAACAUUUUUACCUCAA
This is a messenger RNA of Sardina pilchardus (European sardine), 2175 nucleotides long. RefSeq names its product metallophosphoesterase MPPED2-like. Gene Ontology annotation, molecular function: hydrolase activity. The record is from RefSeq and is a predicted model, not a curated record. NCBI's taxonomy places the organism in Eukaryota, Metazoa, Chordata, Actinopteri, Clupeiformes, Clupeidae. Bases 254 to 1138 code for a protein of 294 amino acids. The transcript is spliced from 7 exons.